AUGGUUCUUGCCCAACCAGAAAACAAACACGUUCUCAAAGCCUUUGACCUAACGGGCAAAGUCGCUGCCAUUACUGGAGGUGCCCGUGGAAUCGGUCUUGAAGUGUCAAAUGGUCUGGCCGAAGCAGGAGCAAAUGUCGCUCUAAUCUACAACUCCUCCAGCAACGCAUCCUCGAUAGCCAACGACAUCGCAGUUAAGAACAACAUCCGAGCAGCUGCAUACCAAGCCGACGUCGGAAGCCAACCGGACAUCGAGCGUGUCAUCCAACAAAUUACCUCCGACUUCGGAAAACUGGACAUCAUCGUCGUCAACUCCGGUAUUGCAUCCAGCGUGCCAGCAGAGGAGUACACAGUCGAACAGUGGCAUAAUGUUAUGAAGGUAAAUCUCGACGGGGCUUUCUAUAGUGCACAGGCAGCCGCUCGGAUCUUCAAGGCUCAGGGACACGGCAAUGUGAUUUUCACAGCGUCGGUUAGUGCUACGUUGGUCAAUGUGCCGCAGAAACAGGCUGCUUAUAAUGCAUCCAAAGCUGGUGUCGUUCGACUGGCCAAGUGUCUCUCCGUUGAAUGGGUGGAUUUCUGCCGAGUCAACUGCAUUUCGCCGGGUUAUAUCGCAACAGAGAUACUAGAUGAAUUCCCACAGGAGUGGAAAGAUAAGUGGUAUGACUUGAUUCCUGCAAAGCGGAUGGCGGCCGCGUAUGAGUUGAAAGGGGCAUAUGUAUUCUGUGCCUCGGACGCAUCGAGUUAUAUGACUGGGGCGGAUAUUAUAAUUGAUGGAGGAUAUACACUUCCUUGA
Messenger RNA from Aspergillus melleus, 792 nucleotides. RefSeq names its product SDR family oxidoreductase. Gene Ontology annotation, molecular function: oxidoreductase activity, acting on NAD(P)H, oxygen as acceptor. Lineage: Eukaryota; Fungi; Ascomycota; Eurotiomycetes; Eurotiales; Aspergillaceae. The record is from RefSeq and is a predicted model, not a curated record. The transcript has 5 exons. Gene Ontology annotation, cellular component: intracellular anatomical structure. The coding region runs from base 1 to 792 and encodes 263 amino acids.